AAAAAAAGAGAAAAGAAUAAAGGAGAAAAGACUAGAAGCUUUCCCAUUUUUGUUUUCUCCUCCUCCCCGUGAACAAUCAACCAUGAAACCCACUUCUCCCAUCUUUUCUCUUUUACACUAAUUUCUUCAAAUUUCAUCUCUAAUCAACUCUUCAUCUUCUCCCAACACCUUUCCAAAGAAGAAUUUGAAGAAAAGAAGGGAAAUUAAAGAGAAAUUUCAAGGGUGAGGGAGAAUGAAUAGUAACCAAGGAUUAGGAAUUGAAAGAAGUGGAAAGGAAAAGUGAAAGUUCCAAAGGAAAAGAAAAGGAAGAGUAGAGAAGUAAAGCUUGUAGAAUAUUUUGGCAAUUCUAAGGUUGUAGAUUUAAGGAACAGUAGAGCAAGAUCUGCAUCAACCCAGUCAGAGUUACAUCAUUGAGUAUCCUGGGGAUGUCUGAAGAAUUGAGAGAACUUCAAGUUGGAGAAGAAGUAGAAAGUCAUGUACCGACUGAGGCUACCGGCCAUGCACUGCCACAGGCUCCUCCUGGUGCUAGAAGGCCAGAGCAGGAGGCCUUAUUACAGCAAUUGACAGAGAUUUUCAGGAAAGUGGCCGGAGUAGCUCAGCCAGCUAUAGUUCCUCCACCGGCUCCUGCACCAGCACCAGCUAGGCCGCCUAUCGAUAAAUUGAGAAAAUAUGGUGCCACAGAAUUCAAAGGACGAAAGGAAGAUGAUGCAUCCACAGCAGAAUAUUGGUUGCAAAGUACAGACAGGGUGCUUCAGCAGCUACAGUGUUCCCCAGAAGAUAGUCUACUAUGUGCAGUGUCACUACUGAAAGAAGAAGCCUACCAAUGGUGGGAUACUGUGGCACAGACAGUGCAACCAAUGCAGAGGACAUGGGAAUUUUUCUUGAAUGAGUUCAGGAAAAGAUACGUAGGAGACAUAUAUAUGGAGGAGAGAAAAAGGGAGUUUAUCUAUUUGAGGCAGGGACGUAUGACAGUAGCUGAGUAUGAAAGGGAGUUUAUUCGAUUGAGCAGAUAUGCCAGGGAGAUGAUUCCUACAGAGGAGGCAAAAUGUAAAAGAUUUGAGCAAGGGUUAAACACUGAGAUCAGGAUGCUUCUAGUUGCUCUUCAGCUCAGAGAUUUUUCAGCACUGGUGAAUGCAGCUUUAAAUGUAGAGAAAGUGAGGGAAGAAGACCAGAGUAGAAGACAGAGGAGUCAGCAAAAAAGGACUCACAGUCAGAGUCAGAGUCAAGGGCAAAUGAUAGCUUCACAGGGCUCUAGUAAGAGACAGAAAAGUUUUCAACCCGCUAGAUCAAGCCAGUCUCAAUGGCAAGGCCAAAAAUCAGCUCAGAGUUUAGCAAGUGGGUCUGUUCAACAGACUGCUUCUGUGGCCAGUUCAGGAGGCUCAGGAAGAAGUCUUCCACCAGAGUGCAACCAUUGCAGAAGGAGACAUACUGGUACUUGCAGACUGCUGACGGGAGCCUGUUUCAUAUGUGGGUCUAUGGAUCACAUUAUGAGGGAUUGUCCUAAGAAGCAGACAGCCUCAACUCCAGCAACUAAAAGAACUGCACCAGUAACUCAGAAGACAAGAAGCAAAGGUAGAAGUGAGCCGACAGGUACCUCUAGUCAAAGAGUGUCAGAGACUGUGGAUAGACCGGAAUCUAGAGCACCUGCCAGAGCCUAUGCUAUCAAAGCCAGAGAGGAUCAGGAUUCCCCAGAUGUUAUCAUGGGUACAUUUUCUAUCUUUGGCCAGUCUGUUCAUGCUUUAAUAGAUCCUGGUUCCACACAUUCUUAUAUUUGCAUGCCUAUCACAAAUAAAGAAGAACUACAAGCAGACAUACUAGACCAGGAUAUAGUGGUAACUAAUCCUCUUGGCCACAGUGUGGUUGUCAGUAAAGUAUUUAAAGAUUGUCCCAUCUUGAUUCACGGUCACAUUUUUCAUGGAGAUUUGAUUGAAUUACCUUUUCGGGAGUUUGAUGUGAUCCUAGGAAUGGAUUGGUUGUUUAGACACCAAGUUAUAGUUGAUUGUAGAAAGAAGAGAAUCACGCUAAAGACACCAGAAGGUGAAGAAGUAGUAGUUGUGGGCGAGAGAUCAGAUUUUCUCUCCAAUGUUAUUUCUGCUACUGCAGCCAGAAGAAUGAUAAGAAAGGGUUGUGAGGCCUACUUAGCCUGUGUUUUGGAGGCUAAGAAGGAGAAACCUAUGGUGCAAGAUAUACCUACUGUUUGCGACUUCUCUGACGUCUUCCCAGACGAAUUACCAGGAUUACCUCCAGAAAGAGAAGUAGAAUUUGCCAUAGAAGUUGUACCAGGCACUACACCCAUAUCAAUUGCUCCGUAUAGGAUGGCUCCCACAGAAUUAAAAGAAUUAAAAGUGCAGCUACAAGAAUUACUCGAUAAGGGUUUCAUACGCCCCAGUAUCUCUCCCUGGGGUGCACCAGUGCUAUUUGUUAAAAAGAAGGAUGGUUCACUGAGAUUGUGCGUGGACUACAGACAACUCAACAAGGUGACUGUCAAGAAUAAAUAUCCACUACCCCAUAUAGAUGAUUUGUUUGAUCAGCUAAAGGGAGCGGGUGUCUUUUCUAAAAUUGACCUAAGAUCAGGUUAUUAUUAG
Manihot esculenta (cassava) is the source of this 2585-nucleotide messenger RNA. RefSeq lists its product as uncharacterized. The transcript is spliced from 5 exons. The record is from RefSeq and is a predicted model, not a curated record. Gene Ontology annotation, molecular function: zinc ion binding; nucleic acid binding. Bases 426 to 2585 code for a protein of 719 amino acids. NCBI's taxonomy places the organism in Eukaryota, Viridiplantae, Streptophyta, Magnoliopsida, Malpighiales, Euphorbiaceae.